Messenger RNA from Orbicella faveolata, 2567 nucleotides. RefSeq lists its product as uncharacterized. The record is from RefSeq and is a predicted model, not a curated record. Lineage: Eukaryota; Metazoa; Cnidaria; Anthozoa; Scleractinia; Merulinidae.
AGCGGAAGGAGGGAUGGGGGUGGGGGAGCCUAACCAGCACUACCAACAGAGUUUACAAGGUAUCAGUCGUUUUCAUUAAUUAACGUAUUGUUAACGUUCAAACCAGGACGGUUAGUUCACCUGGCAACAUUUCCUUUCUAGUUCUUCGAUGUCCUGUGCUGUUUGCACCAGCAAACGGCAGACUGGAGAAUGCGGCCUGUGGAAAUGUCUAUGGACGUGUCUGCCGCUUAGCGUGUUACAAGGGGUAUGAAUUGAGGGGAUCUAUUGAGAGAAAGUGCGACAGGAUAGCAGGUACAAAUGUGGUACAAUGGACAGGAAAUACAACUUUUUGUGAGGGUAAGUUACUAUGGGCAUAUCUUGUCGAUUCCGUCAUAGUGGCCCGUGAAAGUUCCAGUUUGAAUCUCAACAUUUUCAUCUGUAAAUCCUUAUUUGAACUUUCGUUGAUGCGAUGACCUGUGCAACAAAAAUAUCUACAGGUUAACGAAAACUCAGCAAAUUGUAAAGAAUUCAAACGAGUAUAGUAAAUAAUGUGGACCGUUCUGUUAGGAUGCAUCGUAUGGUCAGCCUUUUUUACUUAAAACACAAAUGAAAAGCUGUUAAGCCCAACUUUCAGAUUUUUCGCAGCUCUCGACGUUUAUCUGCUGUUUCUGUAGCAUAAAGCGUAUCCUCACCAGCCCCCCUCCCCCCUCGAACCCACUCUCAAGCUUCUGUGAGGUAGCUACAACAAUUAAUCGGUAUCAAUUGAUAUUCCAGGGUAGAUUCACUAAACUUCACACCACCACGCCUUCACAAAACCUUUUUUUUUAUAAGCUGUCUUAAUCUUGUUUUGUUUUGUUUUUUUUGUUUUGGUGGUUUUGGUGCUUCUUUCAAUUAUAUGAUAUUUUUGUCUCAGCUGUUCAAUGUCCACCUCUGAAUACUUCCGACCACGCCAUUCAGUCCGGGUACGGCUGCAGUGGACCAAGCUCUAGCUACAGCACAUCCUGCUUUUUCAGUUGCAUGUUGGGAUACGAGGUUGUAGGGGGAUCACAGAAAAGAACUUGUUUGGAAACUGGACAGUGGAGUGGGACCGAACUUCAGUGCCAAGCAAUCACCUGUCCUCCAAUUACCAUUUCAUCGGAAGGACUAGACAUCACCCCCUCAUUCUGUACCAAUGGAAGUGCUGUCAUUCAUUAUGCAACGGAUUGCCGAUUCACGUGUAAGAGCGGAUAUCAACACCAUGGGCCUGGUCUGAAGACUUGUAACCAGCAGAAGACCUGGUCUCCAUUGGGAAAUCCGUGGUGCAAAGAUGUCUCAGCACCAGUAUUCUCAAACUGUCCAUCAGAUAUUGUAGCCAACGCUGACAGAGGUACAACGUCGACACAGGUCACGUGGUCUCAUCCUACAGCUGCAGACAACUCUGGUUUCAUUUCCAACAUAACACACUAUGGGAAACAGCCUGGGGACACAUUCCCCGCUGGAGAACAUAACAUCCGGUACUUGGCCUCAGACAAAACGGGGAACAUUGCCGAAUGCAAAUUUAAAGUUUUUGUUUUAGGUAACUGCCUAGAGAUGGUAGCUGACAUACUUUUGGAUAAUCUUUAGGCACUUUCUAGUCGACCAAAAAUUCCAGUCUGAAAGUCCGGAAAAUUCGAAUGGCGAAUUGGACAGCAUUUUCGGAAUUUCCCAGUUAACCGGACAACCUCACGAGGCACAAUCAAAUUUUCCUCGUGUAAUUGUCGAGUUUUCGAUUGAAUUCUUUGUAUUUCGGAAAUGUAACAAAUUUCAAAUUUUCCAAAAACGUCUGCGGGAAAUUUCCGUACCACUCAUCCACAUUUCCAAAGUUCUGCAAUGCUUAGUGAUAGAAAAACGCUCUUUAUUUACCAUAUUUACUUUGCUAGCAAGAGCGCUUCUGAUCGAACGUCAAAAAUAUCAGCUCUAAAUACUGAAAGGGCAUGGUAACUUUAAUUAACGAUGGUAUCCCAAAAAAUUUGAGUUCGAAUUGAAAAAAAAAAUGUAAUUUUGUUUCACAUAGGCUUCAAAUGUCCAAAUUUUACAAAAGACGUAUGGGGUACCACUAAGAUUUUUCUUUUUUUUUUUUGCCUUUGAUUUUAUCAUAUGCCAUGCAAUCACUCAUUUUAUACCAAGCAAAACAUGAAAACCAUUCGUAUCGUUAUUAUUCGUCCCCGGAAAGGGAGUGUAUUCUACAAACUUUUAUAGCGGGAGGCUUCGACCCGAGGGUCAAUCCCUUACCUUUUUGUAUACCAUUUUGAGAGAAAAGGUACUCCUCUCGUAUACCUUUAACUGAAAAAAGUUGUCCCUUCACAUACUUUCAUAACCAGCCCGUAUUAUAAAUAAAUAGCCAAAAAAAAAAACAAAAAAAAACCCUUUUGCCAUUUUCAUGUAGUGCUUAACAGUAACAUGUAGUCAUACAGCCAUAAGGUGUGUCUGUAUGUACGAAAUAUCCUAAUUAAAGUAUGACAGAUUUCCUUAGCCUUUCAUAUACUUCAGCUUGUUAAAACCUUACCCUUUUAUAUACCUGAAGCCUGAAAAGGUACCCUUUCGGGCCGAGCCUCCCCGUAUAGGCCUUU